AGAGACGCUCCUGCAGCACCGAGACACACGGCUACAUGCUUUUCUCCAUCCUACUGCAUACAAACACAGGUCAGUUCAGGAGAAACCGGGUCAAACCCUCUUCAGGGAGCAGAGGAAACAACAUGUGACCAAUCUGUGCACAGCUGCUGACAGCAUGCAUUGCCUCCACCAGACACUGGCUUUCCUCAUCUGGUCUAUGCUGCUACUCCAGUCUGCGGGCGAUGAAGAGGCACCCUGGGGACCCACCAAAUCCACCACACCCUCCAAAGAGAAGCCCACUGGAAAAAAAAAUUCCUGGUGGCCUUUUUACUUCAGAAACCCAUUGAGCAACUGGGGUGGACGUUCGGACAGUAAUGAGGUGGCACUGACCACAACUUACAAAGGGCUAGCACAAAGCAUUGAUCAGUUUGAGGAGAUCUCGGGCUCAGGACAUGAGAGCAUUUCUGAAACUUCUGAACCACCCACUACUUUGACUCAGGGGCCUGCAACCACUGCGACACAUCCCACAAGAACUUCAAGCUCAGCACAUAGCAGCACAGUACUGAGCGACAAUGACGAUCUUGUCUCAGCCUCCUACUCUCUGCUAUCAACCAUCUCCAGUACUGACACUCCACUCACAAGUCCUGUGAGCACAAAUGCUGCUGAAACCAGUCCAACGCAUACCCACACAACAUGGGAAACCGUGCAGACAGGAACAACCAGCAAGGGUGCCACUGAACCACACUUAUACAAUGCACAGACAGAUGGAGAGAUUGAUAUUUCAGAGAAGACAAUGGCAGAUGAAACUACAGUUCAAACUACAACCACCUUGACAUGGGUAAUUGAUGAGACCCCUACCAUUUCACCUGAUGGAGCGACACACACCAGUCCCCAUUUAGAGACAAAAACUUCAACUACAACAAAGACUACAACUAUACAAGUGCUCACAACACAAGGCAAAACAACAACAGAAAAGAUUGCUACCAUUGCUAUGAGGAUUGAUGAUGGACCAACACUGGAAUCCAUAACAAGCACAACUGAGAGUCAAAAGGUUAACUUCCCAAUAGUAGGAGAGCUGCCAGAUGAAGAGGAUCAGACGGAUAACAAAGAUGGAGAUGAAGAGGAGGAGAUUGGGAUUCCCACAUUUGCAAACAAGGAUGUAGACACAGGGUUAACAGACAUUAUUACGGCAACGUCUAAUUUUCAAACAUCAUCACUACAAAUGACCACAGAGAGUCCCAAUGCAUUCACAGACUGGAUUUUCAGCCCAGUGGAAAGUGAUGCUACCUUUCUUCCAGACUGUAACAAGGAACGGACCGGCAUCUGCAACAUCUCAGAUACCUGGGACACCACCACCUCUGCAGAUUUUGUACCUACACAAAACAACUCUACUGCCAUGAACAAAUCCAACAACCUGUUUCUGAUCCCUGCUUCUCCCCUGUUAGUGCCUCUAUAUACAGACUGGAACAGUGCUAUGGCAGCCUGGGGUGUAGCCUGGGAGGUGCAUGUGUACGGAUUAGGUUGUGUUUUUGCUAUGCUAACACUAGCUUCAGCUCUCAACCUGCUUUGUUUGCCUCUUCGAUGCCCAUCAGGAUGUGGCUACUUCGCUCUGGUUAGCCUCUUCCUGCUUGCUGCCGGAUGCACCAGGUCUUUCUCUCUCCUGUAUGAUGCCUAUGGCCACCUGGAUCGACUACCCUCCAUGGAAGCCUCCCUGAUGUUGUACGAAGCACCCUUUCCUUGUUUAACAGCAGCAUUCGGUCUGGUGUUCCUUCUCCUUUCCAUGCGCUCACGAAUGCAGCUCUCUUACUCAGCCUUUCAGAGACCCUGCGUCCUGGCCUGCCUGGUUACUCUGCACUUCGUUGCUGCAUUUGGUCCUGAAACGCUCUUUAAGUUUUACCAACACAAACAGACUCUUUGCCUCUUCUUUACACUGGUUUCACGUGGGGCAUUUGUAGCUCUUGCAACUUUUCUUUCAUCAGCCUAUUUUGUAUUCUACAUUUAUGUUAGAGCUGAUUCAAAACACAUUUACCACCUGAACAACACGUCUCCCACACCUGCAGAGCGAUAUAACCGCUGCCCUUUUGCCGAAAGUCGUGAUUGGGAUCGUGCUGCUGUAACUGUCUGCCUCUCAGCUUUAUUUUCUUUAGCCUCUGCCGGGCUGCAGUUGUAUGCCAUGCUUAAUGCUAUGGGUGUGGCAGGAGAGGACCAAGUGUUUCACCCAUGGUCCUGGUGGACGUUUCAGUUCAGCUGUCGAUUGUGUGAACUUGGGAUGUGUCUUACCUUAGCCUUGGUAGUUGCACAGCCCGUCUACUGUUCAGAUCACUUACCGGCUGCUGGGAGCUGCUGGACUGAACUGCUAGCCUCCAAGUCUCCAAUCCUCCCUGGGACAUACCAGUGGUCUCUGAGCCAGCAAGAAAAACUGGCCAUUGUAGAUACAGUAGGCCUGGGGGAAACAGAGAGCCUCCCCCUUUACACUCUCAUGGACGACAGGUUUGCACACAGCUUGAACGGCCUUGACCUCUUGUACCACAGUAACCGAGCAUUGGCCUACCGCGACAUGGAGCUGAACUUGCACAGCUCACUAAAGCUGGAGGAUGUAGGAGGAGGGGAGCCUUCAGGAGGAUCUUCUUUCACCAGUGACUCUACCACAGACCUGCGUCCACCAUCGCCUAUAAACCUGCGGCGCAGCAUUGACGAGGCGUUGUUUAGUGAGGCCCUGUUCCCCAUGAGCAUCUUCAGCCCCAGGCCCAUUCGCUGCAGUGACCAGUCUAUCAGCGAUAGGUCUGCAUUGGCCUGUAAUGACUUCAGCAAUCCUCUCAAAGCAGAUCCUGGCCUCUACCGGACCUCUUCCUGUGUGGAGAUAGCCCAUAAACAGCAGUUAACACAAGAUAAAUCUCAAGAAGAAACUGUUAUGACUUCUCUACAGUCUCCAUCUUUGACAUGCACAUCCAGUAUUUCAUCUCCUGAACGUUGGGGGCGAAGUUCGUCAUCCUGUUCCCUGUACCGGACCUCUCUUUGUGGAUCGUCUUUCCUAUUGUCCCCCAGCCCAGACAGACAUGCUAAGCGGUCUCACCCAGAGGGGCUCUGCAGUAACAUGGGGUCCUCUUCUGAUCCACAGACGCUCUACCAAACACUGGGAGGAGCCUCACAGGAGAGUCUCGACCUGUCAUCAGAAGCUGACAGAUCUGUGCAGGAGGAGUUCAUCAGUGUCUGCAGACAGAUCGAUGCUUUGAGCAUCUGCAGUGAAACUAUUGAUUUAUAAUGCACAAUCUGGUCAAACGAGGGUCACAUUGAAGAGGUCAGGAAUGAGAAUGACUGGGCGCCAUGAGGUCUUAAGAUACUUU
Periophthalmus magnuspinnatus is the source of this 3323-nucleotide messenger RNA. RefSeq names its product proline rich transmembrane protein 4b (gene prrt4b). Lineage: Eukaryota; Metazoa; Chordata; Actinopteri; Gobiiformes; Gobiidae. The transcript is spliced from 4 exons. The record is from RefSeq and is a predicted model, not a curated record. The coding region runs from base 155 to 3241 and encodes 1028 amino acids.